AUGGAGGCGGUGGAGGAAAGGUUGGAUCGUGCAUUAACAACUUCGACAUGGUUGGAGCUCUUUCCGGAAAGCAAGCUUGUCAAUCUUAUUGCAUCUCAUUCCGGUCACAGCCCUAUAAUUCUGUAUUGUGAUCCUGUACAGCGCAACAGCAAGAAGCACACUUUCCGUUUCGAAAAUUACUGGCUGAAUGAAGAAGGCAUUACUGAGGUUGUCAAAAAUGGAUGGAGGCGAGGGGAAAACCAUGAGGUGCAGCAGCGCCUCUCUUUUUGUGCAGAAGAUCUUGGGAGAUGGAACUUAAAUCGCAACAGGGAGAACAAGGAUGAGUUACAGAGAUACAAAAAUGUAAUGGAGCAGUAUAGAGGAGAUCAGGAUCCCGCAUCAACGUCUCGUUUUUUCGAGGCUCAGACUGGGUAUAAUAAGGCUCUCAUCCACGAGGAUACCUACUGGAAACAAAGAGCUAAAAUGCAUUGGCUGCGCGACGGUGACCGUAAUACUAAAUUUUUCCAUUUAUCUGCAACGGUUCGUAAAAACAAACAGAAGAUUGACAUGUUGGUUAAUGUUAACGGAGAUGAAACUCGGGACCAGGCAGGCAUUUGUGAUAUAGCUAGAAGCUACUUCGAGAACAUAUAUGUUACCAAAGAUGGAUUAUAUGAUCCCUUGCUUAAUAUUAUUCAACCUCAAAUUACAGCAGAAGAGAACUGUAGACUGCUGUUGCCUAUUUCUAAAGCUGAGCUUCAAGCAACGGCCCUUGAGAUGCAUCCUGACAAAUCGUCGGGACCCGACGGUUUCAACCCAGCUUUUUUUCACAAGUUCUGGGAUUUAUGUGGGGAAGAUAUCUGGAGUGCAGCCUCACACUGGUUAGAGAGAGGUUUUUUCCCUCAAUCUCUAGAUGAGACUAACAUCUGUUUGAUUCCUAAAUGUAUUCAUCCGCACCAUAUGAAGGAUUACCGUCCUAUCUCUUUGUGUAAUGUGAUCUACAAAAUUGUGUCAAAGGCUCUCGCAAAUAGAUUAAAAGUUUUGUUGGAGAAGUGUAUUUCGGAGGAACAAUCAGCUUUUGUAGAGGGGAGGUCUAUUCUGGAUAAUGCGAUGAUAGCUAUGGAAAUUAUUCACGCUCUGAAACGGAGAACUAAAGGAAAUAAGGCUCACUUGGCUUUUGAAAUUGAUAUUAUUAAGGCAUACGAUAGAGUUAAUUGGGGCUUCUUGAGAGAUCGUGUUGGACCAAUUGAACUAGGAAGAGGACUCAGGGCCAAUGUAGCGGAGGUGGCUCAUCUUAUGAGUUUUCUCAGUAUCUAUGCAGAUGCGUCAGAACAGGAGAUUAACUUGAACAAGUCUGAAGUGUUUUUUAGUCGUAACUUGAACAAACCGGCGCAGGAGGAUAUUGCAAAAAUUAUGGGAGUACACCAUGUCAUGGGGACCGGGAAUUACUUAGGAUUACCAUCGAUGAUUGGCAGAAGCAAGAAGGCCACUUUUUCUUUUAUCAAGGACCGUAUGUGGAAGAGGAUUAACUCGUGGAGAGGUGGAUCUUUAUCAAAAGCGGGAAAGGUAAUCAUGAUAAAAUCUGUUCUUCAAUCUAUUCCAGCAUAUAUUAUGAGUAUUUUCAUUUUACCAGAUGCGACCAUAAAUGAUAUUGAGAAGAUGAUGAAUUCUUUCUGGUGGGGAGGAGGAAAUAAUCAUACUAGUGGUAUAAGAUGGAUGUCAUGGGAUAAGUUAACGGGUACGAAGAAGGAAGGUGGGUUGGGCUUUAGAGACCUUAAAGCUUUCAACAUGGCUAUGGUGGCAAAACAAGGAUGGAACUUGAUUAGUAAACCACAAACUCUUGUCUCCAGAAUCUACAAAGCAAUGUAUUAUCCUAGAACUUCUUUUCUCGAUGCUAAUAUCGGGUAUAAUCCGAGUUUUGUUUGGAGAAGCUUGUGGAAGGCUAGAGAUGUUUUAAUGCUAGGUUGCAGGUGGAGUAUAGGAGAUGGUAGCCAAAUUAUGGUGAUGAGUGAUCCUUGGAUUAGGGGAAGAAGAGAAGGUUGUAUUAUUGGACCCCAAAAGCAAGCUUGUGAAGACAUAUUACGGGUCCCUUUAUUGAAGGAGGUGGUGAGAGAUAGAUUGAUUUGGAAAGAAGAGCAAAAUGGUUUGUCCGAUCUUUUAGACCCCAGGUUACGUUCCUUUACUGAUGCAAAAUCCCUCAUUCUUGAUUUUUGUAGUUCGGAGGAUAGGAAGGUUGCGGGGAGAUUUGCAGUUGUGCUGGAUGUGAUUUGGAAGAAUAGAAAUGAUCUUAUUUGGCAUAAUGAGAAAGAGGAAGCAACAAAGUUGGGGGUUGCUUGGGAUAUUGGUACCCUCUCUAUUCUUGAGGCGGAAGCUUCGGCCAUUAAAGAAGCUAUCGAAGGUGCUAUAGCUAUGCACUUGGAAAAAGUCAUCUUUGAAAGCGACGCUCAACAGGUGAAGUUCAUUAAACGUCAAGCGAAUUUGGUUGCCCACUCCCUAGCGAAGGCGGCCAAUUCUUGGACUAGACGUAGUGUCAUAAACUCGAUUCCUCCUUGUAUUCAACCUAUUAUUUUGAAUGAAAUGCAUUGA
Molecule: messenger RNA, 2562 nt
Organism: Vicia villosa (hairy vetch)
Lineage: Eukaryota; Viridiplantae; Streptophyta; Magnoliopsida; Fabales; Fabaceae
Exons: 8
Coding region: 1-2562 (853 amino acids)
Source: RefSeq, a predicted model, not a curated record